CCCUGUGCUAAAGAUGGGCUCGCACGCUCGCAUGUCAGCGGAGAGGGGCUCAGUGUCCGUCAGCGCACCGAACGGCGCACGCUCUGCCGCGCUCCCCGCAGAAACGAAAGCGUGCAGAUGGAAUGUGACCGGGCAACAUUGCGCUCCCAUUACAAUCCGGAUUUAGUCAAAUCCUCCACCGACAGUGAUAUAACAAGAGCGCAGCUGUAAUCGGCUUCUCCGCGCGAGGAACACCCCAUCGCUCCGCUCUCGUUCCAGGUCUCUUCACCUUGUCUGUGGACGACAUCCUAUUGUAGACUGGACGCGCUCAUCUGAGACGCGUAGUACAGAGUGGGGGAAUUCGAAAUAUAUAAAUACCAGAUUGUUGGUUUACCUAUAGCAAUCCAUUCUUUCCAACGCCGAUUUUUUUUUCUCUGUACGACUACAACAUCUUUCAAAAACAGACCAAGGAAUACAUUUUUGUAGGUGAAUAUUUUUCGGCCAGACUGAGCUUUUUGGAGAUCACAUGUUCUUCAGUCUCUACUGAUCUAUGCAUCAUGAGCACUAGUGCAGUACCCUACCCUCAGGGCUCCGCCGGCAGCAGCCGAGGCUCCGCCCCCAUCCACUGCUUCCGCUGCAGAGAGGUGUGCAAGGGCGAGGUGGUCCGCGUGCAGAGCGUCCACUUCCAUGUCAAGUGCUUCACCUGCCACGUGUGUGGCUGUGACCUGGCCCGUUCCGGAUUCUUCCAGAAGAACGGCGAGUACAUCUGCACGGCGGACUACCAGCGCCUGUACGGCACCAAGUGCGACAGCUGUGGAGACUUCAUCACGGGCGAGGUGGUGUCCGCGCUGGGCCGCACCUACCACCCCAAGUGCUUCGUCUGCAGCAUCUGCAGGAAGCAGUUCCCGAUCGGAGACCGGGUCACAUUCAACGGGAAGCAGUGUGUCUGCCAGCAGUGCUCCCACACGCUCGUCAACGCUAACGAGCCCGUCAAGAUCCACGGGCCCAGCCAGUGCGCAGGCUGUAAAGAGGAGAUAAAGCAUGGUCAGUCCCUGCUGGCGCUGGAGAAACAGUGGCACGUCAGCUGCUUCAAGUGUCAGACGUGCAACACCGUGCUGACGGGGGAGUACAUCAGCAAGGACGGCGUUCCCUACUGUGAGUCGGAUUACCACGCCCAGUUUGGGAUCAAGUGUGAGACGUGCGACAGGUACAUCAGUGGAAGAGUGCUGGAGGCCGGCGGAAAGCACUACCACCCCAGCUGUGCACGCUGUGCCCGGUGUCAUAUGAUGUUCACGGAAGGAGAGGAGAUGUACCUGACAGGGUCAGAGGUGUGGCAUCCACUGUGCAAGCAAGCAUCACGGACAGAGAAAAAGCUAAAGCACAGACGCACCUCGGAGACCUCCAUCUCCCCCCCUGGCUCCAGCAUCGGCUCUCCCAGUCGAGUCAUCUGCUCUCUGGGAUCACUGUCUCCGUACUCUCAGGACAUCUAUGACAGCAUGAGCGUGGACCUUCGGCUGCGGCGUUCCUCCAGCCCCGGGUACAUCGACUCGCCCGCGUACAGCCGCCAGGGCAUGUCCCCCACCACGCCCCGCUCCCCCCAGCACUACUACCGCCCGGGCACGGAGAGUGGCAGGAGUUCCCCUUACUAUGGUCAGCCUGAGGCAAGGUCCAGCACCCCCACUACCUUCCAGGGACCCAAGCAUUUCCAUGUGCCAGCGACAGGAGAGUACAACAUCUACAGACGGCCUCCCAUCUAUAAAAGACACGCCACGAAAAGCAAGACCAGCGAUGACAUCCUCCAGUCCUCCCAGUUCUCCGCCCCCUACUCUCCAGACCACCCCCACCCCCCUGACUCUGACUACUACCACUACACCGGGUCCCCCAAAGCUCCUCGCGCUCGAAGGUUUUCAUCAGGUGGAGAGGAGGAUGGAUGGAAUCACAGCAUGAACAGAGUCCAGGGUGGGAUUGGAAGGAUGAUCCUGAAGGAGGAAAUGAAAGCCAGAUCAGGUUCCUACGACAACGACCCCUGGGCCAGCUCACGCAAUUCCCGCAGCGGCAGCAAGGAGGCGCUGCACAACAGCGCCAUAAAUGGCUCUCCUCGAUCGCAGUACAGUGCGGACAGUGACUCCUUCAUCUCCGGGACAACUUCCUUGCCAGGGUAUGGCAAGAACGGCCUACACAGGCCACAAAGUGCUGAUUAUUAUGAGUAUGACAGUGGCAACGCGGUGAACUGGGGGAUCAGAGAAUACAAGAUUUACCCAUAUGAGGCGCUGAUAGUGACCACUAGAGGGCGAAACAGACUGCCAAAUGAUGUAGACAGGGCAAGGUUAGAGCGUCACUUGUCACCGGAGGACUUUUGUAAGGUGUUUGGGAUGACGAUGGCGGAGUUCGACCGGCUGGCUUUGUGGAAGAGGAAUGAGCUGAAAAAACAAGCCAGGCUGUUUUAACAUCGCAGAGGAGCUCUUGGUUCUUUUCCUUUCUUCCAGCCCAGACAAUCGGAGCGCGUCCGGUCCCCGGACUCACGUUUUUACCGUAGCUCCGAGAAGUGAAGCCUCCCUGGCCCAGCCACGAGCUGGGGCUCAAGGUCAGAGAGCUCCGAGAGAAGCCGCCAUGGAAACAAGCACAGCAGAAAGAAUUAUGGGAAAGAUAUUUAAAGAGUUUUUUUUAAUCCCUUGCAGUAUCGUAUAUCUGUUUUACGUUGGUUUCGGUUCAGGUCUGCUCGCCUCUCCUGGUCCAGCUCAGAGCUCGCUGGAGACGGGUUGUGUUCUGCCUUAUUUCCCGAAAGGUUAAAGUUGUGCACCAGCAAACCGUAUGACUAGAAUGUUGACCGCAUCUCAGUCACUUGGAUCGAAUGUUGAAAAUGCAGGAUUGACUUUAUUUUAAACCAAAUGCUUCAACAGUUAUGAAUUUGAAUAAAAGUUAUUAUGGUGUGUCGUUCCACUCCCCCACCCCUACCCACAACACUGCCAUUAUAUUUCAUAACCCAUAACAGGUUUGUGGUUGGCCUGGUGUAUUCUGGAAUAGUGUACAGGUGUGCAGUCUACAGUUGAAGGUUGUGUUCCGCGUGAUGUGAGAUUUUGCUUUAACGAGGAUGCAUACCAAAGUAACGAAGAAGAAAGUAUGAGACAAGAUGUAUUUCCAAAGUGCACAUCACAACUGCUCAUAAAUGAUUUGUUUAAUGUGUGGAAUUUCU
Molecule: messenger RNA, 3172 nt
Organism: Megalops cyprinoides (Indo-Pacific tarpon)
Lineage: Eukaryota; Metazoa; Chordata; Actinopteri; Elopiformes; Megalopidae
Product: actin-binding LIM protein 3-like
Exons: 22
Coding region: 537-2426 (629 amino acids)
Biological process (GO): cilium assembly; lamellipodium assembly; cytoskeleton organization
Cellular component (GO): stress fiber; actin cytoskeleton
Molecular function (GO): actin filament binding
Source: RefSeq, a predicted model, not a curated record